GGAUCAGCAUCCGGGUGGGAGGAGUCGGUGAGGUGCCGAGUAGCACCGUCAGGGGCUGCGCAAGGGGAGAGGCCGUGUGGGGGCGGCCUGGGGGCCACGGAUGGCGGCGGAUUCUAUCCGGCCGAGGCGGCGGCGCUGGGGCUGAGGCGGCGGCAGGAGGAGGCGGGGCAGGAGGCGCCUCCCCUCCCUCCUCACUCCUCCCCCCUCCCACCCAGGAAUAGUCUUCCCCAGGAAAGCGAAACCCUGGAAGUGGAGUGUGACAAACAAGAGGAGUUCUUCUCAGCUCACACAGCUAAUUCUGGAACGGGCAGUCCCGAGCGCAGGCUGGGCUGCCAGGGAACCCAGGAGCUGGACGACUCGUCCCAGUGGCUGGCUGACCAGAAUGAGGCCAGUUCCCAGUAUGCACUGGAGCAGGACACCAGCACUACGACCACAAACGAAGCUAUUGGGACGAGAGGCAAAGAGCAAGAGAGAAUUAAAAUGCAGAGCAGUCCUCCCCAACAGCACCAUGCACUGCACACACAGACUGCAUCAGACAGAAUGACAGGCAGCAACCCAGUGUCACCAGCCUCAUCGGGCUCACCUGCCUCAAGUGGCAGCAUCUCUCCACCACAUCUCACCCAGGACUCCUCUCUAGACAGUCACCUGGGCUUUGAUGUUUCCAAGACACAAAACAGAACCCUGGUAUCGCCUGGGAUGUACACCUCCCCUGACCCAGCAAGCAUGUGGGACAAGACACAUGCGGAGAUCGCCGAGCAGGCCAAGCAUGAAGCAGAAAUUGAGAACCGCAUUGCUGAAAUGAAGAAGGAGGGAUUCUGGUCCCUGAAGAGGCUGUCCAAGGUGCCUGAGCCAGUUCGACCCAAAGUGCACUGGGAUUAUCUGUGUGAGGAGAUGCAGUGGCUGUCUGCUGACUUUGCCCAAGAACGUCGCUGGAAGAGAGGGGUUGCCAGGAAGGUUGUGCGCAUGGUGAUAAGGCACCAUGAAGAACAGAAGCAAAAAGAAGAACGAGCUAAACGGGAGGAGCAGGCCAAGCUGCGCCGCAUCGCCUCAUCCAUCGCCAAAGAGGUCAAGCAGUUCUGGAGCAACGUAGAGAAGGUUGUGCAGUUCAAGCAGCAGUCACGUCUGGAGGAGAAGCGGAAGAAAGCCUUGGACCUGCAGCUAGAUUUCAUAGUGGGCCAGACAGAGAAGUACUCAGACCUGCUGACCCAGAGCCUCAACGAGACCCUUCCAGUUGCCAGCAAGACCAGUGGCUCCCAUGCUGGCUCUACUGCCUCUAGCCCACCACCCCCCAGUCACCUCAUUGAGGAUGAAGAUGGGGAUUUCCAACCCCAUGAAGAGUCGGAUGAUGAGGAAACGAUUGAGGUGGAAGAGCAGCAGGAAGGGAAUGAUUCGGAGACUCAGCAACGGGAGAUCGAGCUUCUAAAGCAGGAGAGUGAACUGCCCCUAGAGGAACUACUGCAGUCACUGCCCCCGCAGAUCUUGGAGAACUCCUUCAGCGUGUCCCCUUGUGCCUCCAGCUCUGACAGUGAUGAAGAAGAGAAGGGUGACAGCGAAGAAGAGGAGCAGGAAGAAAAACAGACCUCCACAAACCUAAAGGAGGAGAAACUGAAGCCUGUUACUCAAAGGAAUAAAAAACCUUGGAAGCCAGAUGAAGAAGAUGAAGAGUUCACUGCUAAUGAAGAAGAUGCUGAAGAUGAAGAGGAGACAAUAGAUGCAGAAGAAAAGCUGGAAGGGGAUGUGGAUCACAGCAAGGAGCUGGAUGACUUGGCCGUGGAAGGUGAAUUGCCCAUGGAGGAAUUGCUGCAGAAAUAUGCUGGUGCUUAUGCUUCUGACUUUGAACUGGAGGAGUCGGACACUUCAUCUGAGGCCUCGGAGCCCAGCACUUCUGAGUAUGAGGAGGAGUCUGAGGAAGAGGACAGCAGUAGCCAGACAGAUUCCACAGAAGAUGUGGAGAGCGAGCAGGAUGAAAGUGAAGAGGAGGAUGCCAUGGAAGAGGAGGAGGAGGAGGAAGAGGCAGCUUCAGCAAGCCAGGAGGAGGAUUUUGGUGUUGAGUACCUACUCAAGCAGGAUGAGGAUCGUGGUGGUGAAGGGGACACUGAUUCAGCUCCAGCCCCAGGGCCCAAGAAGGAGAUCACGGACAUUGCAGCUGCAGCAGAGAGCCUGCAGCCCAAAGGUUACACCCUGGCCACUACGCAGGUCAAGACGCCUAUUCCUUAUCUGCUGCGUGGGACCCUGCGAGAAUAUCAACACAUUGGGCUGGACUGGUUGGUCACCAUGUAUGAGAAGAAGCUGAAUGGCAUCCUGGCUGACGAGAUGGGGCUAGGGAAGACAAUCCAGACCAUCUCCCUGCUGGCACAUCUGGCCUGUGAAAAGGGCAGUUGGGGCCCCCAUCUGAUCAUCGUUCCCACCAGUGUGAUGCUGAACUGGGAGAUGGAGAUCAAGCGCUGGUGCCCCAGUUUCAAGAUUCUUACAUACUACGGAGCACAGAAGGAGCGUAAGCUAAAACGGCAGGGUUGGACCAAGCCCAAUGCCUUCCAUAUCUGCAUCACCUCAUACAAGCUGGUACUGCAAGACCACCAAGCCUUUCGACGCAAGAACUGGAAGUAUCUGAUCCUGGAUGAGGCUCAGAACAUCAAGAACUUCAAGUCCCAACGCUGGCAGUCUUUGCUCAAUUUCAACAGCCAGAGGCGGCUUCUGCUGACUGGGACUCCUCUCCAGAACAGCCUGAUGGAGUUGUGGUCCCUCAUGCACUUUCUCAUGCCCCACGUCUUCCAGUCACACCGUGAGUUCAAGGAGUGGUUUUCCAACCCGCUGACAGGCAUGAUUGAGGGCAGCCAGGAGUACAACGAAAACCUGGUCAAGAGGCUGCACAAGGUGCUGCGGCCCUUCCUCCUGCGGAGGGUGAAAGUGGAUGUAGAGAAGCAAAUGCCAAAGAAAUACGAACAUGUCAUCAAGUGCCGGCUCUCCAAACGCCAGCGUUAUCUCUACGAUGAUUUCAUGGCCCAGGCUACCACCAAGGAGACCUUGGCAACAGGGCACUUCAUGAGCGUCAUCAACAUUCUGAUGCAGCUCCGCAAGGUCUGCAAUCAUCCCAACCUCUUUGACCCGCGGCCCAUCCACUCGCCGUUUAUCACCGAGGGUAUCUGCUUCAACACAGCCUCCCUCGUCUUGCAUGCCCUUGACAACGACCCUUUCAAGCAUGUAGACUUGGGCAUGUUUGACCUCAUCAACUUGGAGGGCCGUGUGUCCCGUUACGAGACAGAUACGUUUCUGCCCAAGUGGAAGGUGACAAGGAAGCUAAUUGAGGAAAUUGCUGAGUCCCCAGACCCUCCACCCAGACCCAAGCCAGUCAAGAUGAAAGUGAACAGGAUGUUGCAGCCAAUGCCCAAGCCGGAAAACCGUACUGUGGUGCUGGUGAACAGCCCUCGCCCUGCAGCCCCCUUGCAGAGACCCAUAGCCCCUGUGCUUUCAGAGCCAAUGACACCAGCUCUGGCCCCCAUCCAGCACCCAGGCCCCAUCUUGCCAGGGCCUGUGCAGCCCCCCACACUCCCAGUCUCAGUCUCACUCCCUGUCGCAGUGUCCGUCCCUAUGCCUCCCUCACCGGUGACCAUGUCAGUACCAGUGCCUCCUUCUGCCAGACCACAGGCCCCAACUCUAGUGCCUCCUCUAAGCCAGAACAACACAGCUGCUGCCCUACUGCAGGCCCAGGCCUCUGCUCCACAGGUCCUGCCCGUGGCGAUGACUGCAGCUCAGCUGGUCUCAAACACUCCUCGAUCCCUCCUACCACCACCUCCUAUUUCAUCCACAACCACCUCCUCACUUAAGCCUGGCAUAAUGUCAACUCCCGUGGGGCAGCAGCAGCAGCCCGCCAACGCACUGGGCAUGCCCCCCGUAGGACAGCAGCAGCCCAGCAGCACACUGGGCAUGCCCCCCGUGGGGCAGCAACAGCCUGCCAACACACUGGGCAUGCCCCCCGUGGGGCAGCAGCAGCCCACCAACACUUUGGGUGUAUCCCCCGUGGGGCAGCAGCCACCUGCCAACACGCUGGGCAUGUUUCCCGUGGGGCAGCAGCCUGCCAAUAUUUUGGGCUCAGCCCAGCAGUCCACCAGCACCAUGGGCACAAGCACCAUUGGGGGCCUGAUGAAGCCUGUGAACAUCCAUUCUGCAGUCCCCACUCUGCCUGGCUACAACUUCGCUGCUGCUGGAGCUCUGCAGCAAAGACUCCUGCUGUCCCCAGAUAUGCAGGCCCGAUUACCCUCGGGUGAAGUGGUCAGCAUUGGACAGCUUGCUUCCCUGGCCAACCGGCCCCUCCAGAGUGCUCCAGGCAGCAAACCCCUCACCUUCCAAAUCCAAGGCAACAAGCUGACCUUGACAGGGACCCAGGUGCGCCAGGUCACUAUGCCUCAGCCAGCCCGACAGCUGCCAAGGAAUGUAGUUCACCUGGUAUCCGCUGGAGGGCAGCACCACAUCAUCAGCCAACCAGCACAGGUGGCUUUGAUCCAAGCUAUGGCUCAGCAGGCUGGGCAGGCCCCGGUUGGGGUGCAGGCUGUGCCAGGCCACCAGCCCCCCACCAUCCUGCCUGUCCCAUCUACCAGCACAGCUGCUGCAGCUGUUGCCUCUACAGCAACCAUCAGUGUUCCCAUUGCUGCCACCCAAGUGCCCUCCUCAGGAGUAAACAGUUCUGGUGUGGUGAAGAUUGUAGUGCGUCAGGCCCCUCGAGAUGGCCUGCUGCCCCCUUCGUCUGGGCCACAGCAGCCACCUCUGCGCCCUGCAACACCCACAACUGCCACCACACUGCCUGGCCUGCCAGCAGCCCUCAUGGCCCAACGAGCCCCGCUCCCUAUGAAUCCUGCGUCACCAGUCAGGCUGCCCGCCCAGCCCUUGAUGCCAGUGAGGGCACCCACGCCAGCUCCUUUGCAGGCUCUUGUGAGGCCUGUGCUGCGAAUGGUACAGGCACCAAAUCCCAGCCUGGAGCAGCAGAUGGUUGCAGCUUCCCCGUCUCCCACAGUGGCUCCAUUUGCUGUCACCCCAGCUGCCACUGUCACUGUCGCUGCCAGCACCUCCCCUACAAUGGCUCUCCAGCCCACUUCAAGCCCAGUGCCCAGGGAGGAACCAGAGGUGUUAACGUUGCGCUCCACAACACCUACACCACCUCCCCCUUCUCUCCUGGCCUCAAGGCCGAGACGACAACCACCGCCCCCACCCCGUUCACCUUUCUAUCUGGAAUCACUUGAAGAGAAGCGGAAGAAGCAGAAGGAAGAGCGCCUUGACCGGCUUUUCCGUCUCAAUGAGCAGCACUGCAAUCUUGCGCCCAUUUACGGCACUGAGGUGCUCCGCUUCUGCACCCUUUUCCCCCCUGCUCCCACCUCCUGGAGGGAGGAGGAGGAGGAAAGCGAGGAGCAAGCAGUGGCAACCCAGGACGUAGAACCAAAGGUCUGGAGAGGGGCUAGCUAUGCACACUGCUAUGCAGCACAGGUGCAAAGGGACCCCCAGAGCCUUGAGAACUACUGGCAGCGGGCAGAAACUUUGACCUGGGCUAUCCUGACACCCCAGCAGCGAAUCGAGCAACUGACAGACAUUAUUGAGAGGUUCAUUUUUGUUAUGCCUCCUGUGGAGGCUCCUGCUAUCACAAUGCAUACCUCUCACCCGCCCCCAUCGCUCCUGCUCCAGCAGGCUGUCUUCAAGGAGACACUACGUCAAGAGCUUUCACCCUCUGCCAGCUGCCUGCAUCGUAUUAUCUGCAAUAUGAGGACUCAGUUUCCAGACCUCCGGCUUAUCCAAUACGACUGUGGGAAGCUUCAGACCUUGGAUAUUCUCCUGCGCCAACUCAAGGCUGGGGCCCACCGCGUCCUUAUCUUCACCCAAAUGACUCGCAUGCUGGAUGUGCUGGAGCAGUUCCUCAAUUACCAUGGGCAUAUCUACCUGCGGCUGGAUGGUAGCACCCGUGUGGAGCAGCGACAGGCCCUGAUGGAACGUUUCAAUGCAGACAAGCGCAUCUUCUGUUUCAUCCUGUCGACACGCAGUGGAGGUGUGGGAGUGAACCUGACAGGUGCUGACACGGUAGUGUUCUAUGACAGUGAUUGGAACCCCACCAUGGAUGCUCAGGCCCAAGAUCGCUGCCACCGUAUCGGGCAGACACGGGAUGUUCACAUCUACAGGUUGAUCAGUGAAAGAACAGUGGAGGAAAAUAUCCUGAAAAAGGCCAAUCAGAAGAGGAUGCUGGGAGAUAUGGCCAUUGAAGGGGGAAACUUCACAACAGCCUAUUUCAAACAGCAAACCAUCCGUGAACUGUUUGACAUGCCACUGGAUGAACCAGCUAAGAAAGAAGGGGAGGUCCCAGCUCUGGCACAGGAGGAGGAAGAGGACCCCAUGGCCACCAAGCAGACACAGAUUCUGGAGCAGGCUCUGUGCAGGGCAGAGGACCCAGAAGACAUCAGGGCGGCCACCCAGGCCAAGGCAGAGCAAGUGGCUGAGCUGGCAGAGUUCAAUGAGAACAUCCCUUUGGAUGCAGAAGACAGGCCUAGCAAGGAAGAAGAGGAGGAGAUGUCUAAGGCCGAGCAGGAGAUUGCUUCACUGGUAGAACAGCUCACUCCUAUUGAACGCUAUGCCAUGAACUUCUUGGAGGCAUCUCUAGAGGACAUCAGUCGGGAAGAGCUGAAGCAGGCGGAGGAACAGGUGGAAGCUGCUCGCAAAGACAUUGACCAGGCUAAGGAUGAGGUGGUUUUCAAACUGCCAGAGGAUGAAGAUGAGAGCCAUCUCAUUGAAGAAGGCUCCAGCAAGAAGAACAAGAAGGCCAAGGGUUCUAGCCGUGCAGCCUCAGAAAGGACAGGCACUCGCAUGAGUGAAAGGCUACGUAGCACCCGCCUCCCACCACGGGAUGGGGACAGCGGAGAUGUAGAGUCUCCACAAGCUAGGCUGCCCAAUCUCAGGCAUUCCCAGGUGGUGACUGAAGAAGAGGAUGAUGGUCUACCCCAAGUGGCACAGCACACCCGAGGUGCUGCUGUACGUAGAGAGUUGGUGCGGGAGGAAACACCCACCCAGGCUGUCAUGCACACUCGCAGGGCUGUUGCUCGCCGAGAGGAGCCAUGGACUAAGGCCCUAACAACUGGGGAGAGAGUGCAGAAAGCAGCCCCCCACAGAACUGAGGCUUCUGCUUCUGGUGACAGGGCUUUGAGAACUAAUCCCCACAGGACAGAAACCCUGCCUGCUGGAGAUAGGUUGCUACGAGCUGCUCCACAGAAACCAGAUCCAGGAGCUGCUGGUGACAAGGUGCUAAAAGGCAGCCCAAGAAUAGACACCCAGCCCACCAGUGAUAAGGUGCCACAAAGUGCCCCACUGAGAGCAAACCUUGGUUUGGAUAAGGUGCUGAGGCCAGGCCACCAGAAAUUUGAGAAGAUCCAAUCCAGCCCACCUGGGCCUGAGGCACCAACACCUGAGGCACAGGUUUCCCAGCUGCAUCCAGAGGGUCUUGGCAGGGAGGCACUCAAGUUAAAAGCAGAUAUUAGCAGGCGGGAAGAGGCUGAAACUCCUCAGCCGAAUCCAUCACCCCCUAACUUUCAAGCGAUCAAGAAUGUACCAAAUGUGGAAGUAUCAGCAUUCCAGGCACAAGAUGUUUCAGUGGUUGAGGAGAAGCUGCUGGAUACACAGACACCACCUGACACUAGAAAGGCUGUUGUAGAAGUCCCAGCUGCUAAAGAGAAGGCACCAAGCCCACUAACUGUAGUUGCUCCUGCAGAGGUGCCUUGUGAAAACAAACCUGAAGUUGCUUGCAUGGUUGGUCUCCUAUUGGGUGAGCAAAAGCAGAGCAUGCCCAAACCAGAUGAGAGUGCCAUUUGCAGCACUGCAGAACAGGAAGCACUGAACUCUUUGGCUGAUGCACUCAGGCAAGAGGCUGCCCAAGAGACAGCACCUUCCGAUGGUGCUGAUAGAUGCUCAGAAGAUAUCUCCUUGGAAACCACAGAUGGAGCUGUAUUUGAGUCAGUCGGUGAGAUCACCAAGACUGAGACACCUCUGCCUGGUUACCCCACGACUUCCCUGGGCCACCCCACAACAGUUGCUAGCUCCCUCCUUCAGCUAGAAGCUCUGCCCCGUGUCAAGGAACAGAAUGGUUUAGAGCAGCCUCCCAGAGCUGGAGAUUUGCCUUGCUCCAUUUCCAACUCGCUUGAUGAGCCCCAACCUGAAAUGUCACCCAUAGAAACAGCAUUCCCCAAACCGGAAAUGGCUAGCAAUGAAACCAACAGCCUCAAGGAGUCACCCAAGCAGGGAGAAGGGGUGAUGGGAAAGAAGAUGCAGGGUGAAGAGCAGCAAAAUAGAGAAAUGGAGGUUAUUCCCAUUUGCCCAGCAGCCACCUCUUCACAGGAGACUCCAUCAGCAACAGUGAUCUGUUCUGGAGCUCUCUCUCCAGAUAAGAGUCUGUUGCCAGUCAAACCCCCCCGCCGUCGCACCAGUGCUGAUGUGCAGAUCCGUCAGAGCUGUCAAGAUCAAGAUGGCCCCGCCGCCAAAGUCUUGCGCAAGCUGCCAGGUCGCCUGGUCACGGUGGUUGAGGAAAAAGAACUGAUUCGGCGUCGCCGAAAUCGUACACGCAAGUUGGACUCUGCCAACAGCACCGUGGUGAGUCCCAGUAACAGCUCGGCUCAGAGUGUGUCGGAGCCAGAGACCUCCCCCUCUGGCAAAGAGUUGCCAUUGCUCCGUGACUUGCCUGCCCGUCGGAGAAUAGAACUGGAGAGCCGGGCAGCGGCCAAGGAGAAAGACGAUGGUCCAAGAGUAGAGCCACUCAUUAGCUCUUCCACUGAGCCUGUCAAACGCAAACGGGGUCGUCCCCCCAAGAACAAGUCCCCUGAGCAGUGGAGUCCAGGAUUUCCCCGGCCCCUCCCUGAGCCAGCCCUGGAGAUCAGUCUCCAAAGUAAGGCACCAGAGAGGAAAGUGCCUGAGACCCAACCCCCAAGCAAGGCCCUGGAGAGGAAGGUGCCUGAGACUAGCUCUCCCAAGAGUGAGUCUCCCAAGAUUAAGACCGAGAAUAGUGAAAAUGACUCUCCUGUGGAAAAGCGAAGACGUGGCCGGCCUCCCAAGAUACGGGAGUCCCCUAUCAUAUUUCCCAAGCCUUCUCCUUCUGAAAUGCUGCCAGCCCCACCCAUGAAACCUCUGAUCACAGAGUUACCCCCUAAGGUGCAUGAGCAGCUGGACAUGCCCCCUAGGCCUUCCUCAGUGACGGAGGCAACAGCUACAGUUCAUGAGUCACUGGUCAUACAUCCCAAAUCAACUUCCACCUCAAAAACAUCACCUAAGGCACGGAACCGAAUGUCCAUGCAUCCCAAAUCCACUUCAAUGUCAAAGCCUACUCCUAGGGCACUAGAGCUGUUGGCUGCUCUCCCAAAGCCUCUUUGCAGAUCAUCCACAGAAGUGUGUGAACCACUUUCUACUCUCCCUAGAGCUGUCACUACAACAGAAACCUCCUCUGAGCUGCAAGAGCUCCCAUCUCCACACCCUCUGCCCUGCACAUCAUCCAAAGCUGCCCUUACUUCUCCAGCAGCAGAGACUCCACCCAAGCGGAAGAGGGGUCGACCCCCAAAGAACCCACCCUCUCCUCGUGUGGAGGCAGCACCACCUCCUGUCUCAACCUCUGACCAAGAGACCUCUAUGGAGAAGCAAGCCCCAGCGCCUCCAGUCCGCAAGCGGCGGAGGCGAAGGAGAAAGGAUGAACUAGGCCCUUCACUACCUAGUGUCAACCAGAGUUCAUCUGAGGGCGAGGACACCCGCCCGCUCACCAGACUAGCUCGGCUCAAGCGUGAGGAAAAGCCAGAGUCUGGUAGUGAGGGUUUAGCUCAGGCCUCCCCGAAGCCCAUUGCCACGGAGGGUGCCUCCUCAGCAGAGAGCAGUACUUGGGAACAUCCUUCUGGUGAUGCCCCUGCCCGCUCUACCCGCCUACGGCCCGGCAGCCUUGUUCCGCCACUAGUACGGGAGACCCAGCGACGGAAGCGGCGCUGCUCCUUGGAGGGCAGCCGGGUGAGCAACAGCAGCAAGUCGCCUGCUCCCCAAGCCGUUUCGGAGCAGGAGGGUGGGGAGUCGGAGUCCUCCCUGCGAUCCUCCUCAGAGUCAGGCAGUAACAAGUGUGCCCAGCAGUCCAAGCGCCGAUGCUGUGAAUCUGCAGGGAGGCGUGGCAGAGGAAGGGGGCAGCGGCGGCACCAUGGUGGCUUGGCUGACCGCAUCCUCCGCAGCGCGGCUAAGCCAGCUGACAGCACCCGCUCAGGCUCCUCCCCUGUCCCAACCAGGAAAACGGGCACUGCUUCCAUGUCGGCUGGGGGUGUCACUGUAGGGCCCCCUCCCUCAACUUCCGCCUCCCCAGCCACCCCAGUUACCUCUUCAUUAAGUAACAGAGGCCGCAAGCCCAAGACGUGACCACAGAGCAAGAAGUUCUGAUGUAACUUCUCUGUGGGGAUAGAUCAGUGGCAGUCUCUCCCCCCCGCCCCCUUUGCACCAUACGCAGAUUUAGCCCCCGCCCUCCCCUCACUCUUAUUCCUCCCCUUCACGUGGGGGACAACCGAUGGGGGCUCACAGAUGCCCACCCAGCUCCCGGCAUUCCAGACUUGACUGUUAGAAUACUACUUGAAAGGAGGAGAAUGGCGAGGGCGGCGGCGAUGGCUCGUUCCCUGUUGCUGUCUCUGAGUGGUGCGAGGGACGCUGCUGCUGAAGUUGCUCGUUCUCUGGGUGUGUAGCUCAGCUGCUCCAUCAUGAGGGGAGAUGACAGGCCCAGCACUUCCUCGAUGAAUUCUGCUACUUUCUGGUCAUGGGGAGCAGCUUGGAAGGGCAGUGGCCCAUGGAGUGACACUACGGGGCUCGCUUGUGCCACCACUGAAUGCCCCACCAGUUCAGUACCACUUUGGGAGGUCUCCGUCUAGGCUUUCUUCAGGCGCUUACAUCCUUUAAAAAACGAAUUACAUUUUGGGGUUAGGUGUCCUUUCCUUUCCCCCCUUGCCCUCAAGCUCACAGGGGGUGCCCUUCUGAUUUAUAACACAAUUAGCUCUUACUUUUUUAAUGGCUUUGGGUUGGUUUUUAAAAUGACAGUGACCAAAUGCUGGGUCCCCUUCUCUGGCUUUCCCUUUUGUCUCCUUGCUUUUUCCAUCCACAGCUUAGGGCCCUCUUGAGGCACAAGGAGGUGGGAGACUUGACUCCUCAACAGGGGUGCAAAGCCCACCCCUGCUUGUGCACUCGCCUCUUGCACCACCACCAGGAGCAACCGUCUUCUUUUUAACGAUGUAUAUUGGCGCCUCCUCGCUGCUCUGAGGACUCUCGGUGGACUUCUGAAUGGGGUCAAAUCCCUCUCCCUCUCCCUGCUCCCUUUCUCCUUUGUGUACAGCUCUUGUUGUAAAAUAGGUUCUUUUGAACAUAAUCUAUGCAAAGAUUAUUUUGUAUAGGGGAGCACAACGUUCCCUCCCCUCCCCCACUGCAGUGGGAUUAAGGGGUGGCAGUGGUUCUCUGGUUUUUUGGGGGGAGGGGGUGCAGUUGGGGUGGAGGGGGAGGUGUUCCCAUGGAGCUGUCUUUCCUACUGAAGCAUGUUCAGAACUUGUACAGAAGACCGAUGUAAUCUUUCUUCAGAAUAAUGCUAUGAAUAAAGUGUUAAAAAGAAAAAAAAGAAAAACCAACAGCACACCAGAAGGGUCUGUGGAGUCCUUUUUGGCAAGUGGAGCCUCCUGCUCUCCCUUUGCUUGCUUCAGUUGCCUUGGCACCCAAGCCUGCGUGGCGUGUUCUCCUGCAUAUCGGUGAGCAGGUUUUGCUCCUCCUACUUGCUCCAAAGACAGAGCCAAUCAGCUUUAGUAGCUUGAGCCCACCCAUGCCCUGUUCUAGCCCUCUCCCUCCAAAGAGCAGGCUUGUAACUGAGCUCUCGAGCUUUUCUGUUACUUUCUGCUGUCUGUCUCCACAGAUUUCUGGACAAGAUAGUCUGGACAGCAAGGAGGGUGGUGGUGGUGACGAUGAAGAAAAUCCUGCCACCUUCCACAAUGUUGGCAGUGAGAGAGGAAGGCCCAGGAUUGGGCAAAGCCACCUUUUGUGACGAGCCAGGUCCAUUCCUCACGCAGAUAUCCUGUUAAAAGGGGAAAUGAUAUAGAGCCAGUGCAGAAAGAAAAGGGGGUGGGUGGAGUUGUCCCCCAGUCACUUUUGCAAGUGUAGCGCCCCCUGCCCCCCCAGCAUGUCUCCAGAUAGGCUGUAAGCCUCCACAUUCCUCCUCUUCUCUUCUGCUCUACAGCUUGAAUGUGGCUUGUAUGCUUGGUUCACAUGUUCCCUCAGCUGGAUGGAGGCAAGUCUUCUGCUGUAUUAUUGUGUAACAGAGGAAGCACUCUUCCAUCCGUCAGAACAGUUGGCCGAUAGAGUUGAUAGCAAGCAUGACUUGUCCCCUUAGCUAAGCAGGGUCUACCCUGGUUGCAUAUGAAUGGGAGACUAGAAGUGUGAGCACUGCAAGAUAUUCCACUUGAGAUGGAGCUGCUCUGGGAAGAGCAGAAGGUUUCAAGUUCCCUCCCUGGCAUCUCCAAGACAGGGCUGAGAGAAAUUCUUGUCUGCAGCUUUGGAGACGCUGCUGCCAGUCUGUGAAGACAAUACUGAGCUAGAUAGACCAAUGGUCUGACUCAGUAUAUGGCAGCUUCUUAUGUUCCUAUGAGUCAUGGGCUGUUGGUUGCCUCUUCUGACUCCUUUCUCAUCACAAAACUUCCUUCACUGUACAGUGAUGGUCUUGGUAGUAGCUUACCCAACUGAGCAAUGGGCUGGUCAUGCAUUUUUUGUUUUGCUGGGGAAAGGAAUGAGGGCUCAUCUGAAAUGUGCCCUCAUCUCAAAAGUCUCUAGUUGCCUCACUUCCCAAAGUCAUCCCUUGCUCCCAAAGUACGGUGAGCAAAGUGCCAAAAGGGGAAAGAGGGUUUCUUGGUUGUAACAGCUGCUUUAAACCAUCCAGGGUUUGUAUUGCCUCUGUACUUACGAAACAUAAUAAAUUGGGAA
Messenger RNA from Hemicordylus capensis (graceful crag lizard), 12978 nucleotides. RefSeq names its product Snf2 related CREBBP activator protein (gene SRCAP). Lineage: Eukaryota; Metazoa; Chordata; Lepidosauria; Squamata; Cordylidae. The transcript has 34 exons. Gene Ontology annotation, cellular component: Swr1 complex. The record is from RefSeq and is a predicted model, not a curated record. Gene Ontology annotation, molecular function: ATP hydrolysis activity; DNA binding; ATP-dependent chromatin remodeler activity. The coding region runs from base 481 to 10395 and encodes 3304 amino acids.